Prunus armeniaca (apricot) is the source of this 282-nucleotide messenger RNA. The record is from the annotation of a GenBank genome assembly. NCBI's taxonomy places the organism in Eukaryota, Viridiplantae, Streptophyta, Magnoliopsida, Rosales, Rosaceae.
AUGGAAGACUCUGUGAUACUUGAAGAGGGUUUGGCUGGUUUUCAAAAUUCAAUGCAAGCAGCGACACCAGUUCCUGAAUCUGAAUGCAAGAAAUGUUUUCUUGCUUCUCCAUCUACGUUUAUUACCAUUAUUGGUAGAUCUGAAUGCACUAACCCCCAGCCCCCAUCCCUCUCUCUUGGGCGUCGGCUCAGCGACGGAACACCAAAACCCAAUUCCAGUAAGAACCAGUCCCAAUCUGGCUCGCAAAAGAACCAGGGUCCCAAAGCCGUCACUUCAAACUAG